AUGCCGGGGGUCCGGGGUCCCGGGGUUCCCGGGGGGUCCCGGUGGGGCCCCCCCCGCCUGGCGCUGUGCUUGUCGGGGCUGGCGCUGUCGGCCUACGCGCUGCACGUGGAGGCGGCCCGGGCCCGGGACCCGACCUACCGGGCCCUCUGCGACCUGGGCCCCGCCGCCAGCUGCUCCCGCGUCUUCUCCUCCCGGUGGGGCCGGGGUUUCGGCCUGCUGGAGAUGGUCCUGGGCCCAGACAGUUCUCUAAACCAGCCCAACAGUGUCUUUGGCCUCCUCUUCUACAGCCUGCAGCUCCUGCUUGGUUGGUCCCGGGCCCCCUGGACGUCGGUGCUGCUGGUCCUCAGCUCGCUGCUCUCGGUGGCCGGUUCCCUGUACCUCGCCUGGAUCCUGUUUUUCGUCCUGCACGAUUUCUGCUUCGUCUGCAUAACCACCUACGCCCUCAACCUGGGCCUGGCUCUGCUCAACUACCGGCGUCUGCGGGGCGGGAGCGCCCAGGGGCAACCAGGGGCCAAGGCUAAGGGGCACUGAGUGGGGGGCCCUCGCGCCCCGCCCUCCCCCCCCCCCGCACCCCACCCCAACCCCCUGCGCCCCGCUGCCCCAGCGCCUCGGGAGUCCACUCCGAGCCGGGAGCGGGGUGGGUGAUGGCUUCCCGGCCGAGCCCCACCCUCGCCGGUCCCACGGCUGCUGAUCUGGCCUCAGUGUGGUUCCCAGUAGAGCCUCGCACCACCCCUUGCCCGCUCCCCCUCGCCCCCCACAUCCAUGCCCCUCACCGGGAUCCUGCCGUCCAGACCUGGCGACGAGCCCUUCCACAGCCUCCCCACAACCCACCCGGCCCGGGACGGGUCAGCCUGGGCCGACCGCCCCCGCCACAGCCCCCCACGCAGCCCACCCUCUGAGAGGCGGACCCACCCCACCAAUGGGUCCGGGGAAAGGGAGGGGACGGAGGGGAAAGGUGAGGCCUGCGAGAGGUGAGGGGUCUGAGGCCACAGAGGGUGGGCCGUCUGGGUCCAAGCUUUGCUAUUUCCCAAAUAAAAGUUAGAAAACUCC
Tachyglossus aculeatus (Australian echidna) is the source of this 1050-nucleotide messenger RNA. RefSeq names its product vitamin K epoxide reductase complex subunit 1 (gene VKORC1). The transcript has 3 exons. Bases 1 to 531 code for a protein of 176 amino acids. Gene Ontology annotation, molecular function: vitamin-K-epoxide reductase (warfarin-sensitive) activity. NCBI's taxonomy places the organism in Eukaryota, Metazoa, Chordata, Mammalia, Monotremata, Tachyglossidae. Gene Ontology annotation, biological process: peptidyl-glutamic acid carboxylation; vitamin K metabolic process. The record is from RefSeq and is a predicted model, not a curated record.